This is a messenger RNA of Mercenaria mercenaria, 10056 nucleotides long. Its product is annotated as ensconsin-like. The record is from RefSeq and is a predicted model, not a curated record. The coding region runs from base 246 to 4175 and encodes 1309 amino acids. NCBI's taxonomy places the organism in Eukaryota, Metazoa, Mollusca, Bivalvia, Venerida, Veneridae. The transcript has 19 exons. Gene Ontology annotation, cellular component: microtubule cytoskeleton. Gene Ontology annotation, biological process: microtubule cytoskeleton organization.
AAGGAAAAAUGGAAAAUUUACUACAUUACGGUGGUUCUGUUGUUCAUCAAAGAGACUGGUUCUUUAACUAUUUAUGGAAAUGAUAGGAACAGAUGGACUCGGAUAAUUCUGGUACUGAUGAGCUUCUGUAUAACUUGGACUAGAGUAAUUGAGAACCAGUCUAUGUUCUAUGAUGCUGAAUCGAGGUUACCAGGACUUUCUAAUGAUCUAUUUAGUAUUUGUGGACUUUUCUCGGACUAUAAGGAAUGAUGUCACGAGUGAGAUGGUGGGAUUCAGAUGAUGCGGAUAGCUCCGCCGAGUUCUCUGGUGAUAUGGCGUCGUACGAUAGCGGUUCCAAAGAGAACCCUGAUGAUCAUGUUGGGACAGAUGUUGAUGGAAGAAUGGAUAACUCUGCAGAAUUAAGAAUGGAAAGUGAAAGUCCGUCUUCGGAACUGGAAAAGCUUCAUAGUGGAAAUACUAGUGAUAAUGAAUCUAUGGAGUCCGGAAAGAGCGGAAGUUAUGAUGUCAAUCCAGAAGUUACUGGAGAUAAUGUUCAAAUUGAUGUCACAGAUGGAAAUAUAGGUGAUAGUGCAAGUAAAAGUGUUGAAAUUAGUGAAAGUAAAAGUUCUGGUCAUGCAAUGUUUAUCGAUCUGAAAGAGCCGGCAGAAAAGAAGUUUAAAUCAGAUAGGAGAUUAACAGAUAGUGUGUUGCUUGAGAAACAUUCGAGUGAUGGAAGUAGUGGUAAACUGAACGAAAGUCUAGGUAGUCGACCCAGCUCAGCUGCAAGCUCCGGAAAAAGCGGAACUCCCGGGAAAGACAAAGGCGAAGAUGCAAAAAAAUUAUACAUGAUAUGGAGUGGAAGAGUAGAUCCAAUAAGAAAAGAAAAAGAACGUGAGCGCGAGGAAAGAAUCAAACACGCUCAGCAGAAACUUAAUGAGGAACGGCAACGUAAAAUUGAGGAGAUGCGAGAGCAGCAACGUAUAGCGCAGGAAAAUAGAGAAAAACAGCUUGAAGCACGUAGAAGAAAGAUAGAAGAUUUGAAAAAACGGGAGGAAGACAGGCGCAAACAAGUGGAAGAAAGGAGACGUGUUCAGGAAGAAACAGACAGGGUUAAAAAAGAAGCCAUUUUGAAUAAAGCCAAGGAAAGAUUAACACGUUACGAGCAGUGGAAGGCACAUGGUCGUAAAGGUGGGCGCAGACAUGUCCUUGGCUUUGGAAGCCGGACACCGCGUGAAGUGUGCUUUACGCUAGAUGCAAGACGUUCUUCGUCUCAAAGCACGCUUAGACGCUCCCCUAACAGCUCCGAUUAUGACUCAUACUUUAAUCGCCGAGCAGUGUCGGCAAGCAGUGUAGUACGCCGACACUGCUGUAUAGAUAUUAACAAACUCACGCAGGGGACGGCUCGGCAGAAUCCUUACGGCGGAAGUUUGUACCGAUAUUUCAGUACCUAUUUCAUAAGUAUGAAACACUCUUAUCCGCAGUAUGGCUUUAAAGCACGGAGGAAACGCCGUUACCCUGGGGAUUCCCCACCCUCCAAAAAAUUAUCAGCAUCAAUGAGCGCGUUGUAUCAUAAACGCAGUCCCGACUUCUCCUCCACUGGUACCCUACAUACGACGGGUACUGGCAACCUCAAAAAAUCUGGGGCCGAAUCCAUGAUGGCUCUCCACUCCAUUCCCGAAAACCGACUUGGCCGCUCUUUUGUAGCGUCCGCACCUCCCACAAAGCACAAAAGCGCAGUGAACCUCGCCAGUGUGAAGAUGAGAGAUCCAUCCAAGACAUCGCCACGGAAACCACGCCCAUCAAGUGUUGCGACGUCAAUGCCAAGCUUUGUGAGAGUGGAGACUGACACGCCGAAGUCGUCACGCAGCAAGAGUACAGAAAGGGGUCCGAGAGAUCGCAGUAAAGGAAGGGUGUCAAUCAAGACUGAUGAGGAUAAAGCUGAUGGCAAGGAGAAGAAAGCUGCAACCUUGCCGAGACCAUAUGAUAGAAAGAAGAUAGAAGAGCGAAGGCAGGAAGUCAAGAAAAAGACAGAGGAAAGAAAAGAACGUGAGCGGGAGAGAGAAAGAGAAAGAGAAAAAGAAAGAAUGACAAAAUCUGAAAUUCAGCAUGAGACAAAGGGAAUGGAGAAACCACCACCCAGAAUGUCUAGGUCGUUUGUGGAGAGGAUGGCGGCACCUAAACACCCGUCGCCAGAUAAAAAGGAGCCAGUUAGAGAGCCGACACCAGUUAAGGUAGUAAGAAGAAGUGGCCCAAUCGAGGCCCCGGUAACUUCUAGACAGGCAAAGACUCCUGUAAAAGACAAACCACCUAAGGUUCCUAAGGAGUCCCCAUCUAAGAGUGCACUCAAGACUACAGACAAGAUCAAGGAUGACUCCUCAGAGACGAAGUCAGAAUCCUCCAAAUCUGUAAGCCCCGCCCCCUCGGGUACGCCUCCUGCUAGAGGAACACCCACCAUACAGAUUGAGGAAGCUGCAGAUAUCCCAGAAACCCCUGUGGACGGUGAGGUACCAGCUGAAAAGCCUGAGAGCCCGGAACCAGAGGAGAGGAGAGAGCCAGUGGUAAGAAUUGCUGAGCCGGAAGCUCCAAGAACUCCUCCAAAAGCUAAACCGGAGUCCAAGCAGUCAACACCCGAGCCUAAAGCAGCUCCUAAAGCAGAUAAACCAGCACAGAAAACUGACAAGGAACGCGAGAUGGAGGAGUAUAAAGCUAAGCUGGCCGAGAAAAGAAGACUGGCGAGAGAAAAGGCGGAGCGAGAGGCAGAGAUUGAAAGGCUUAAGCAAGAGGAACUGCAACGCCAGGAGGAAGAAAGACAGAGGCUGGAGGAAGAAAGACAGAGACAGGAAGAGGAAGAGGCUCUUAGACUGGCAGCAGAGGCUCGGCAAAUUGAGGAAGAGAGGUUACAGAAAGCGAUAGAGGCGGAGGAGAAGAGGAAACGUGAGGAGGCCGAGAGACAAGAACAAGACAGAAUUGCUAAGGAGGAAGCCGAGAAGAAGGCAAAGGAGGAGGCAGAGAAGCGUGAGAAAGAGAUGCAAGAACGUGCACGCAGAGAGGAAGAGGAACGUGUCGAACGGAAAAAGAGAUUGGAAAUGAUAAUGAAGAGAGUGAAGACAGACAGUCCCAGUACUACACCAGAGAAAUCUAGGACUGAGUCUCCAACACGUGUAGUUACAUCUUCAUCAAGCAGAACCAGUCUGGUUUCAUCUGAAGACGAAACUGACAAAGAAGAAAAAUCCGACGGACUCAAACCUGAAACAGAUGAUACGCCAAAAUUCAAAUCACCACUUCUACAAAAGCUGGCAGAAGGCAAGGGCCAAGAUGGGGAUUCCGGAACGCCAAAGUUCAAAUCUCCAUUGCUGCAAAGCAUUAUGGGUAAAACAAAAAUUGGUGCCAGGUUGUCCGGUACCAGACUGGAUGAGAUGGAUAAAAGUACCGAAAGUCUAACAAAAAGUUCUGAGGAGCUUUCGGAAAAAGAGAAAAAGCAAGAAUUGGAAAAAGAAAAAGAUAUCAUUGACUCUGGAAUUUCAAAUGGUUCUGUUAAAUGUGAAAGUACUGAACAAUUGAUAGAAGAUGAUAAUUUAGCAAUGCGUUCCGAUGUUGAUUCACAUGAUACUGUGAGUCAUAAAACUGUGAUAGAGGUUAAAGAUAAGGAAAUUCAUGAUGGUGAUGAUAGUUUUGAACAUAAAGUUAGUGAUAAUAUUGCCACAAAAGACACAAUAACUGAUUCUCAAACAAUGAUGGACCCAAAUGCCGAUAGUGCACUUUCGUUGUCCUUUAACGGUAUUGGAAGCUCUUCUCACAAUGGGGAUUUACAUAUAGAACAGAAAGAACCAGUAGACCCAAGGGAUUUAGUAGAUUCAAGUAUUAGCGUGAGAACGGUAGAUUCCUUAGAGAGCCCCCAAACUGGUAUCGGAUCUUUCGGUGUCAGCAUCACUGAUUCUCAAACAGUUCCAUCAUCCGACUCCACACAGUUUGAAGAAAUCAUAGACCUUACAGGUGUUCCAACAAAACCAUUAAAAUUUGGUGACAGUUUUGUGAAUCAUAGUGAGGACUUACUGAAUUUAAACAAUGUGGAUGGAGUGGAUAACGGGCACCUGAGUGAGGACGGAGAUGUGAGCACACAUCCUGUUGGUAAACCUAUUGUAGCGUUUGAGGAGAAUGCAACAAGAAGACAAGAUGUCACAGACCUCUUGUCAUGAAGACACAACUGAUGUUAAUGCAUCCAUGGUAACUGCAGAUCUUUCAUCCAAUCAGCACGCAGAAUCGAGCAUGGACAAACAUGACGCUAUUGGUGCGUCACAGCACUCCCCAUGUGUCAAUAAUACACGUAAAUCUAACAAUACAGAUUUCAAAUACGUCUCUGUUGGAAAUCAUUCAAAUUACAGAGACCAUUCUGGCAGAUACACUGAAGACUUUAGCCAGAGACUUAAUGAUGACCCAGAAAAAAUAGAACGUCUCGACAAUUUAUGGUCCGAAGUGGAAGAUACUAUGGGUCGUCAAUAUUCAGAUGCGUGUAAAGUGCUGGAGGUUUAUGGGAUAGGGGAGGGGGAGGAAGACAGUGAAACAGAGGAGGGACAAUUGUGGAGAAUGGUCCAGGGUGAUGCACCCUACACCCUAAAUAUUGUAUGAGUUUUUUUAUGAUAUCAAAUAUUUCCACAAAUUUUCUUGCCACAUGGAAAAAGCAAAUCAUGCUAUCUAUUGAACUGAAAGCUAAGGGAUUGAUGUACUUUCUUAUAAUGAUUUAUAAGAGGAUUGUGAAUUUUUGUAAUUUGUCUUUUUCAAGUGUUAAAUAACAUUGGUGCAAUAAUAGUUUUGACAGUAACUAAAGGGAAAUAAUCAUUAACAUAUGAAAAUAGUUUUGAUAUUUGUAAUAAUCUCCCUUGCAUAAUUGUGGCUAACUGGUAUGAAGUGCAUUUAAAACUUACAAGUAAGGUGCUGUUUCAUUUGUUAACUCAUUGUUUGAAAAGCUGAAGUACAAGGCAUUCACAUUGAAUUCUAACUUACAAACAAUAUUCUUGUCCAUUCUUAUGUAGGUGCCAAAUCCUGGAUCAUUAUUACCUCCCUUUGAUCAUCAGUUGAAUGAUAGAAUUACCUCCCCUGUAUUUUUGUGUUCUUUAUUAUAUAUAAAAGCUGUGAUCUUACUAGUGAUAUGUGUAAAAGAACUGUGAUGUUUCAAAGUAAUCCGAAUAGACUUUUGCUGACAUGUUUCAAAAAAGGUAAAGCACAAACUUAAGAACUGUAGUAUGCAGUUAGAUUAUUAAUGGCAUUCUGACUGUCUUGCAAAAAAUCUUAACUUUCAAAAUUUUCCUGUUUCACAAAAAAGCUACUGGUAACUGAAUGAUUCUUAAACUUUUUAAAGGCUUGAUUUUAUGUAUUUUGGUAAAUCUUGAAGCAUUUUCUUGAGUAUUUUUUUUUACUUAAAUGCAUAUAAAAACCAUGCUUAUUUAACAUUAUGCUCCUUUCGGGUUUUAUCAGUGUAUGCAUUAUUAUGACGUGCAAUUGCACAAGAAAAAAGAAAUUUAGGACAUUUCAGUAUUUUUAUACAUUCUUGAAAUGAAAUCAUGUAUUACUGUAUAACUAUAUUACUGGAACAAUGAAAUUGACAAGAAAUAUCAUGAAAAUACUUAAUAAUGCAGAUCUGUGUGAGCUGUAUUCUCAAAAACAGGUGACAUUUUGGUUUAAAAGUAAGAUUAAAAAUAAACUGACUAGGGAAAAAUUUUUCCAAGAUAAUUGAUUAUGGUUAUUUUUGAUACAUCACCGUACUUUUAAUAAUGUGAACUAUAUAUAAAAAUGGUUGUUAUGACAACAUAUUGUGCUGAUCUGCCAUUUUCAUGUUAUAUUUAUUGUUGAAAUACGUAAAGCUGUAAUUAGUGGUGUGCUUCAGUGUUUCAAGUCAAUUUAAUCGCUAUAUUUCAUGUCGCCAUUAAUUGAUGUAGCACUUUCUUAAUUGGCUAAUUGAUAUACUGCUAUACAGCUAUGUCAAGUAUUUGUGACAUGGCUACACAGUAAUGUCAAGUAUUUAUGACACUGCUCUACAGUAAUGUCAAGUGCUUGUGAUGUUUUAUGGAAGCUCAGUCUUUGAUAUUUUCAUGUAUGUAAGAAGUUGAAUAGCAUUUUGUAACUUUCCUCAUUGUUGUAAUAAGUUCAAAUCAUUUGUCUAGAGUUACAUAUUAAAAAGAUCAUGAGACCCUGUUUAAUCAAUGUUAGAAUAUUUUGUUGUACUGUCUAGUUUCACCAGUGUUGGAUAAUUCAGACUUAAAGUAGGAUUCUUUAUUGACUGUUAUGUUAACUAAAAAUCCUGUUUGAAGUUGGCAUUUAACCAGCAUGUAAUAAACAUAACCACUCAAGAUCUGCCAAUUGAACUAGCUCUGUUGGAUGGUCAGAGACUUAGAAUUUAGUGUGAACAGGGUCUUACUGAUGUUUUUCUUUCUCACAAACAAUUACACACAUCACCAUGCCUCAUUUAGUCCACAUAAGUCACAGAAUCAUGUUUGUAUUAAUAAUUUAUUGGUUAGAAUGUCCUCAGUUUUAAUCAUUGUAUUAAACAUCAUUUAGAAAAUGUUAAUUGGCAUUGAAUGGCCAGUAUGAAAUCUGUAAAUGAGUCACAGAAUGUGUACAUGUACGUGAGGAAUAUAAAUCCAAAGUUAAAACAAGAAAAGGAGCUUACCUAUACCAUUUAUAAUUUUCACAAGAAUGUUUGGUAGAGCCGUACUGAACAAUAUGGUAGUAUCCCUUCAAAGCUGCAGUAAUAAUGAUUUGUCAUUUAAAGGGACUUAACUCCAGAUUUACAUCAGAGUACUAUUAAAUUUGAGAAAACACUUCUAGUUAAAACACAAUGGUCCAGUUAGUUUUUAAGGCAUGCUUGUGAAGCUGCAAAAUGUAUUAAACAUUCAUUUACUUGUACUCCUGGUUUCAGAGUAAAAUUGUAAGAAGAAUUGGCACAAGUUUAAAUGUACUGUGAAAAUAUCCACUGAAAUUACAUUAACCUUUGUUAACAUGCUGGACACGAUUGAUUCUGCCUUUACUAACAGUGUAGAUCAUGAUCAGCCUGCACAUCCAUGCAGUCUGAUCAAGAUCUGUACUGUUCGCCAUUCAGUCAGUAUCUUUUUGGUUUGCACCCCGUUUUACAGUUAAUGGUACUGUCCAAAUUGAAAGACGGACAAGUUCAUUACAGAAAUUUAGCAGAGUAAUUUUGGAUGGUAUUUUGAUGUUAAUUUGGAUUUGAGUCCUGUUUUAAGAAAUAAGUGUUGACUGUUUUUAAUAUUCAUAUUGUCCGAGGCAAUCUCCUACUCUGUAUUUAUAGAAAAAAUUUGUAUUGAGGGCAAAAUGUCCGAGAAACACCAAUUACUGAGUUACUGAAAAAAAAAAAACGACACUUUUUGUUGAUUUUGAAUGAUGGCUUCUAUACAUAAAGCUUAUUUUACUUGUUCUGUCUAGUAUUAACAGUUUUGAAAUUUCUAUCUUUAAACAUUUUCGAGGUUGUUGGCUUUUUUGACUGUUAUUUAGACGAUAUGGAAAUAUGUAUUUAUUUAUAAUUUUAUAGAGUUUUUCAUAGUAUUUUAUACUUCUGUACAUUCUAAUAGUAGAUAAAAAUCAUAUGAUCUUACACUUUUGUUACCAUUUGUUUGAUUUAACACUAAAACUUGUUUUAUUUAACAAGAAUGAAACUUGUUUGAUUUAUCAGGACUUAAACUUGUUUGAUUUAACAAGAAUGAAACUUGUUUGAUUUAACAAGAAUGAAACUUGUUUGAUUUAACAAGAAUGAAACUCAUUUGGUUUAACAAGAAUGAAACUCAUUUGAUUGAUUUAACAAGAAUGAAACUCAUUUGAUUUAACAAGAAUGAAACUCAUUUGAUUUAACAAGAAUGAAACUCGUUUGAUUUAUCAGGACUUAAACUUGUUUGAUUUAACAAGAAUGAAACUGGUUAUACUUCACAAGACUAAAUCCGUUCUUGUAUUAUUCUUCUGAUAGCUAUAGAUCUCAGUGAUACAAAUAACAGUCUUGGGAAUAUUAACUGAUUAAAUGAAAAUUUACUGAUGACUUUUAUGUGUCUAGAAUUACAGAUUUGUUUGGUUGUUGAUCUAUAUAGAAUACAUUUUGUUUUGUGAUAACAGUAGCCUGUAUGUCUUAUUAUUUGUUUUUUGGAAGAUUUUUUGUAUUUAAAAAACAAGAGAACUAUUUUGCUCAAGAAUUUGCUAAUUUCUGUUGCCUUUGUUUGUAUGUUAACAGUGUGUAAUAGCAGAUGUUGAUGAUUUUAACAAAGGUUUAUUGAUUUAGAAUCAAUAUUUAUCACUGGAUUGAAAAAAACAAACUGACAAGUAUUGACUUAUCAUACACCUGUUUGGUUUUGUCAUUGGCUAUUUGAGAUAUUUCUGUUUGUUUCUCGUUGAAGUAUUUCUACAUUUAUUGUAAUCACAAAGUGCUAAAAAUUACAUAACACAUUAAUAUAUUUUGUUCAUGCGAUUCCUUUUCGAAAUUUUUGUUUGGUUGAAAGGGUCCAUGAAUUUCCUCCUUAAGUUUGGUUGUGGAGUAUUUUUUGUUUGCGUACCAACCAGACUGCUUUCGGUGUCAAUCAAAGUGAUUUCAUGUAAGCUUUAUAACUCCUAACUCUCCUUUUUCCUGCUUUUGUUAUAGUGGGUACACAACCUGCCUUUCUUUUAUUUUAUUUUCCAUAAUGGGAUGUAUUGUAAAAAAUGGGAUAGUCUUAAAAUAAGCAGAGGGGCUUUAAAAUUCAAUCAAGAUAGAUACAUGUAAGUUACAGACACAGAUUAAACAUUUUGCUGAGAUGUGGAACCAUAAUUUGUAGUCCUGUUUGGUGCCAUAUAACCUGUACUGUGUUGAUGCGCCGUAAAACCCAAAUCAAAACAAACAAAAAAAUAAAAAUAUAAACAUAUUGCAUAUAGUAUUGGGUUGCGGUUGGAACUGGCCAGAACCAGAGGACAUUUAACGAUGCAAUUUCCACCUAUAAAUGUAACAAACCUUCAUAAACCCAACAUCGUUACUUACCCUUUCUAUUUAAGUCUCACAAUUUCUCUAAUGAAUACACAAAUAUGGGAUCAGUAUUGUUUCUUGUUUCCAGACCCUUGCUUAUUACUCCACAUUGCUACACCGUCGAGGCUUUGUGUUUUUGUGUUUAUGAACAGCUUUGUUGACUUGGUUUUCGCAUAAGGAGGAAAUCAUACCUGGACACCUUACCUUUCAGUUAUAGUGAUGAAAGAUCAAGUUAUACAAAAUGUAUACAAGAAGUAUCAUUUGAAAAUAUAGGACAAAUGUGGUGGCAAGCAUUUGUUGAACUGGAUAUCUUAACUGCAAGAUAACAGUUACAGAAAGCAGUUACACUCCGUAGAUACCACUUAUGAUAUAUUUUUUUCUUGCUGGUGUAAAACCAGAGGUAGCUAGUAUAAAACUAUAACAAUUUUUUUUAUAGUACUGAAUUUAAGGCUGUAUUAAUCGCCUUACCAAAUUACUACUGUUUCUAAUUAAUUUUUAACUUGCUGCCAAAUUCCAUUUCCUACUUCGAAAAUAUAGAAUCAAUUGUGUAUUUUUUUUUCAUUUCGAAUUUAACAGUAAAUUUCAGUAAUGAACUGUUUUUGCUUUAAAUCUACAUUAAAAUAACAAGAUUUUCUUAACUUUAUUUGAACAAACUCGGAAUGAGCCCAAAAUUUAAAUUUUCAUUAGUUGACAUAUGACUAUUAAUAAAUUUUCAACUCAGUUAAGUAAUAAAAACAAGAAUUGCACAAUUGGUCAGUACUGUUGCGGCACAAAACCACUGUAUACAGUAACACUACAUUUCUGCUGGUCCAGAGAAGAAAUAUUCUUAACACAACACAAUAUAUGUACAUGUCCAUUGUCUGUGGGGAGUAUGAUUGAAAAAAGACAUUGUGUUACAUAUAUAUAUAUGAGCAUAUACUACAAACAUAGUUUGUAUGUUGUUUCGAUACUAACUUUAUGGAUAAGUGAGGAAGUUGUAAGAGAAUGUUUCGUGAUUUAGUGACACUUGAUAAAAAGUGUGACUUCCUUUUUUUUUGCACAUUGAUAUAUUAUGCUAUGUAUUGUUUCAGUAAAGUGGAAUAAUAUUG